UUUAGAAACAGAUAAUAGAUAAAAGAAAUUUGCGUAUCGUUGUUAAAGUUGUGAAACAGAAAGGAGUGAAAAUUUGGAAUAAAAAUAUAAAAUUAACAAAACGAAGAGGAGUACGUUAAUAUUGUAACGUUUUGACAAUACGUUGUCUUUAGUUUUGUCAUAACUUUCUUUUACAUUUAUAAUUUUUACAAAAACAAUGGAAUCUAAAAGAAAUCCUCAACAGCUCUACUACUUCCUAGACAAUGAAUUCUACUGGUCAGCUUUUGAAAACAAAUACUUUAUGUUUCCUUGGCGUGUAUACUACUGGUAAAAUAUUGUGAAAAAACAAUUGACAUCAUCAAAACAUUUCAACACAUUCGUACCUGUAACAAGAAGAUGGACAAGAUCAACAGUCCCGGAACGCCUAAGAUAACAUGUACUUAUCUAGAUUUGUACACAGAAAAACAGUUCCAAUGUAGAGCCAUACAAAAAUGUUGCGGGUCGCGAUGCUGCGACGAUGAGAACUUGGAUACAUAUCUCAUCUGGGGCGGUGUAGUACUGCUUGUUUUGGUACUUUUGAUCAGUGUAUGUUGCUGGUAUAUCAUGAAUGGACGUAAGAGAAGUAGAGAUAUUCUUGGUACACAGAAGCAACGCGUUAGCAACAUGCUUUCAGCAAAUCAAAACCCCAAUGAAUGUAUUGUAACCAUUCAAGUUGACGAUGUUGAGAAGAGUAAGAGUACCAAGACCGCACUGUUACCAAGGAACUUCUCAAGCAUCUCAUUCACAGAAUCGCUGUUCAAGCUUCCAAACAGUAAAAUAGAGAAAUGCAUUGCUGGUUCCCAUGAUCAGCAACCACUGCUUGAUGAUUUCCACUGGGAUGGCAACCCCAAAAGUGUGACGUCUGAAAGUCACAUGAAUACAUAAUAAAUGACCCAUGUGUGAUACAAUAACAUUUACUCAAGAGCGCUGACAAAUUGUCAGCAAUUUACGUUUUCUUUGCUUGUGGUGAUGUGUAUUUUCUUGUUUUCUUUUUAGCAUGUAAGCAGAGGAUCAGAGAUCAAUAUAAUAUCAAUUUUACUAAUUCAUCUUGUGAUGCGCUUAAAUAUUUGUUCAUAGAUUGAGACAUUUUGCUAAAUGCAAAGUUAGUGUAAGUGAAAUCUUACUUUAUUAUUGUUUCAAUUAAUACAAUCACUAAUCACAGGCACGUUUGCUUUAGUGGUGUCAGGGUAUAUGAUUCUUCAAUGGAUAGCUCUAUAUCAUUUUUGUUAAAUUUUGCUUUGUCUAUCAAUUUCAAUCACACAUACAACAACACAGUUAUCUUUAAAACUCACUUUUUAAUAUGAAAACUUUCAAUAAUACAAGUAUGUCAUAUACUUUGGUAAUUUGAUGAACUUGCAAAUCAAUCUCCUUGCUUUUGUUAUAUUUAAGGUACUAUCUCCAUAAAUGUAUAAACUGUGUGGAAACCGUUUCAUUACGGAUUAUUUUAUAUUUAUUCUGAGUUGCGGUUUUCGUCUUUAUAAAGGUCUAAUAUGACACUCAUCGUUUCAAUGCCUGUGUAGUUAUGAUAUCUGACUACAAUACAUGUUAGUUUGUUGUAUAAUAUGAAAACUCGUAUUGACUUGCCCAUAUGCUCUUAUCCUAUCUAACCGGCUAACUAUAUCUUCAUAUCGUAUAGAAAACAUCAAAUGGUUUGAUACAUAUGAUAUAUGAGACACAUGAUAGAUAUUCAGGGAUGAAAAGUUUCAAAAAAAAUAUUAUGACGAUAUAUUACGUACAAGAACUCCAUUCAGAGCUUAACUUAGAAAAUAUCUGUAUUUUGUAUGUUUCUCUUUAAACUGACACUUUGUCUCUUGCAGAGUUAACCCUGACAAUUUUCAUGACCGAUAUGUAACACUUGAUAAAACCUACCGGAAAAUAGAAGGAGUACAUCAAAAUUGGGUCAUAUAUCUAAAAACAUAGAGACUUGAGAUCAAUCGAGCAUUUCAUCAAUAACGUGAAAUGUAUCUAUUUAUAAAUUCCAAUAUUUGGUUUUGUGCUUAAAAGUAAUAUAUUAGCAUUUGUUUUGUUUUAAAGUGUGUUUUUGAGCUUUAACGUUAAAGUAUAUUACAGGUUUAAAAGAUUAUAUGACUGUUAUAAUGUAAAAUUCAUAUUUUUGAGGCAUUGCUACAAUUAAAAUACAGAUUAAACAUAAGAGAAAAAAAGACUUGCUAGGGACCUCUACCGUAAAAAAACAUUUCUUGAGUUAGUAAAAUUGCCAUGGUGAAACGUUGAUAAAGCUUUAAAAUUACUUAACACAAUGAAAUACCAAUACUUGAAAAUAGGUAAAUGUGGAACACCACAGAUCAACAAAUACGACAUAAACGAAAAUGUUGCAGGGUCGGUUUGACUGAGCCAUUUCUUUGUUCCGCACCCACGCCCCACUAGGAGAUGGCACCAAACGAUACAACUGCUUAUUAAUGAUUACGUCUAAUGUUUGUUUUUAUUGUGUUUUAGACAAUAAGUUCAUGGCACUGUCAGUUCAACAUUUUUAUGGGCGUACUAUAAACUCCCAACGAGAACUCUUUCAUUAGUUAUAGGGAUAUAGCAAUAUUCAAAGAUAAUCAAUUCCAGUUCGUAUCGGUACAUGAGUUUCUUGAAAAAUGACACAAAAAUAUUAAUACAUUUGAUAUACGUUGCUUUCAAAAAAGGAGUAUCUCUGAGCACUAAGCAUUUUAAUACACCAUGUUUUGUCUAGUUAUUGUAUAUACAAUCUUUCUAUUUGUGGCUAUCUCAAUGUCAUGUCUGUGGCUAGAUAACAUAUAUGUCAGGUGCUGAUGUGUACAAAUAGCAGAAACACUAUAUCUUAACUGUGUUAAUUAAACCGGCUUAAACGCUUCAGAUUUCGCAAUAAAUUUUUAUUAUAAAAACAAGUUGCUGUCUCGAUUUAUUCAGUAUUUCAAUAAUAAAGGUUUCAGGUUUGAAAAUAACGUAGGUAUCAAAUACAAUAGACACAUGCAGCCAUUCUGAAAAGUUGUAAACUGUAUCUAGCUGCAGGGAAAAAUACAAACACUAAAACGUUUUAAACUAUUGAUGUUUGGGUUUUUUCAGCUCGAAGGUUACUUGUUGAAAAUGUAACAAUUGUUUUAUUGCAUUAAACGUUUUAGAUGUUCAUAGUUACAGCAUGGAUAAAAUAUGUACAAACAUGUUUGCAUAGAUUUUGUUACAAUGAAAUUAUGUUAUAAUUGUUCAAUAUGUUCUGUCAUACAUAGAGUCAAAUAAACAUUGGUUUGCUGUGAAA
Messenger RNA from Mercenaria mercenaria, 3256 nucleotides. RefSeq lists its product as uncharacterized. The transcript has 5 exons. Lineage: Eukaryota; Metazoa; Mollusca; Bivalvia; Venerida; Veneridae. The coding region runs from base 376 to 903 and encodes 175 amino acids. The record is from RefSeq and is a predicted model, not a curated record.